Molecule: messenger RNA, 1722 nt
Organism: Fusarium keratoplasticum
Lineage: Eukaryota; Fungi; Ascomycota; Sordariomycetes; Hypocreales; Nectriaceae
Exons: 3
Coding region: 1-1722 (573 amino acids)
Source: RefSeq, a predicted model, not a curated record
AUGUGGGCAGGCCGCGCAUGGGAGCUCGUCCUAGAUACGGCCAAGGCCAUUGGGAAGGCUCUCGUGUGGACUUUUGAUCAGGUCAAGUUCGGCUUCAACGCCAUCAUCGAGCUCGUCGGGCUCAUCGCCAACUGGGGCUUUGUCAAGGAUUGGUCCAACUCGAUCGGGGCCUGUGUCAAUGCCGGCCUCGACGUUGCUGGCGACAGGAUGGCCAAUUCCAUCCGCAGCGUACUCCCCGGCUUCCUUAAAAAAGUAGAAGACGGAUCCCAGCAGGCAGCAGAAGAGGGCCCCAAGGAUCAUGACGCCGCAAAGAAGUCAUCCACACCCACCAAUUCAGCCAGCAUCAGCCAAAACUGGGCCUUGGACCAGUUCCAACACGGUGGCGGUCUUGAUUCUCUCAAGGACAGCGGAAGCUCGCAAGGGUUGAACACGGCAAACUCCAACCUAGACGGCAUCUCACCCUUCCUGACUGAAGCCAUUGACGAGAUCAAGACAAUCAUCAACGCGUUGGGAGAUCUGGCUAAGACUCUUGGAAACGAUAUCUGGGGUCUCAUCAAAGGAAAAUGCAGCUUUGAGACGUUCAUGAAGCGAGUGGGCAAGGACAUCGCCGACUUUGUCCUCGAGGCCCUCCGAAAGAUAGCAAUCCACAUCAACGACAAGAUCAGCCACGCCGCGCGGAGCCUUAAGAGCCUACUCAACCGGAAGCUUUAUCUUCCAAUCUUUUCCUACCUAUGGGAGAAGCUCACCGGACAGGACCUCACCCUUCUCACUCUUGUCUCUCUGCUCGUCGGCUGGCCAGCGGUCGCUUUACACAGAGCCAGCCUGGGUGACAGGGCCAUAGCACCCAAGUGGGAAGGCCACCUCAACAAGGGCAACUUUGAGCACUUGGCCAACAACAGAGUCCCCUGGGCUGACGCUGUCCGCACCGUCAAGCCCUUCUUUGAGAGUGUACAGCUUGCCACGUCGGUCCUGGAUGCCAUAACUAGCUCCUGGGACUAUACCUUUGAUGGCGUUGGCCUCGGCGCCUACUCGACAGAGAUUGGUAUCAUCAACGGCGCGGUAGCGGCCAUCAACAUCCUUGUCAACCUGCCUCUGCCAUCUGAUCGUAGUGGCGUCCCUGGAAUCCCUCACCACAUUAUUUCAUGUUUGAAUGGCUCUACCACCGUGGUAGAUUUGAUCUUCAAGGUACUCAAGUGGAAAAAGGUGAUAAAACCCGCCAUGGCCCGUCAUUUCACAACUACAUGGAAGGUCGCCGUGGGUCUCGUCAUCUUUGGCAACGAGGUUUUUGUCGAAGGCUGGCUCAUAACGCGUCACGGACGAGCUGACCGUAUGUACGUCGGUAUCCAGUAUGAGGUCUUCAAGCUUAUCGGCGCGGGCCUGAGCUCCGUGUCGGCAUGGACGAUGGAUAAUCAGCCCCAUGUCGCACUGGCAGCAGAAGUUGGCAAGCUAGGGUACACAAGCAUACACACGGCUCUCCAGACCCUGUUGAUUGCGUACCGAAAUGACGGCGUCAACCUCACGGCCGUGAAUGGCGUCUCUGGUGUGCAGGUCAUGAUCAAGGGCAGAGGCAACGUGACGCAAUUGAUGAUGAUCCCGGACCGCCAGUGGGUGGCAGAUGUUUCUGGUCCCGAGUUUGCAGAGCUGGUAUUCGGGCAUGGUUUUUCAGAGAAGAAGCAACUAGAGCUUCCAAUUCUGAGAAAGGAGCUAGGAUUCCCAUGCUGA